Molecule: messenger RNA, 3267 nt
Organism: Anolis sagrei ordinatus
Lineage: Eukaryota; Metazoa; Chordata; Lepidosauria; Squamata; Anolidae
Gene: RBBP5
Product: RB binding protein 5, histone lysine methyltransferase complex subunit
Cellular component (GO): Set1C/COMPASS complex
Molecular function (GO): protein binding
Source: RefSeq, a predicted model, not a curated record
CGUGGUGGGCAGCUUCUCCGCCGGGAGGACCCCGGGUCCUUGCUUCCGGAGCGGGAUCGGACGGAGCGAGAGAGCGGCCAAGAUGAACCUGGAGUUGUUAGAGUCCUUUGGACAGAACUAUCCAGAGGAAGCUGAUGGCACUUUGGACUGUAUUAGUAUGGCCCUUACAUGUACUUUUAAUAGGUGGGGCACUCUCCUAGCAGUGGGUUGUAAUGAUGGCCGAAUUGUCAUCUGGGACUUCUUGACAAGAGGCAUAGCCAAAAUUAUCAGUGCCCAUAUCCACCCAGUCUGUUCCUUAUGUUGGAGUCGAGAUGGUCACAAGUUGGUCAGCGCAUCAACUGAUAAUAUGGUUUCUCAGUGGGAUGUUCUUUCAGGUGAUUGUGACCAAAGAUUUCGUUUCCCUUCACCUAUCCUAAAGGUUCAGUAUCAUCCCCGAGAUCAGAACAGGGUCUUGGUAUGCCCAAUGAAAUCUGCUCCAGUAAUGCUAACUUUGUCUGAUUCAAAACAUGUUGUCCUGCCAGUGGAUGAUGAUUCUGAUCUAAAUGUGGUGGCUUCAUUUGACAGGCGAGGAGAAUAUAUCUAUACAGGAAAUGCUAAAGGAAAGAUCUUGGUCUUAAAGACAGACACUCAAGACCUUGUUGCUUCCUUCAGAGUAACCACAGGAACCAGCAACACCACAGCUAUUAAAUCGAUAGAGUUUGCGCGAAAAGGAAGUUGCUUCCUAAUAAAUACUGCUGAUCGCAUAAUUAGAGUCUACGAUGGUCGGGAAAUCUUGACUUGUGGUAGAGAUGGAGAACCAGAACCAAUGCAGAAGCUACAAGACUUAGUGAACCGGACACCUUGGAAAAAAUGCUGUUUCUCUGGUGAUGGAGAGUAUAUUGUUGCAGGUUCAGCACGCCAGCAUGCUUUGUACAUCUGGGAGAAGAGUAUUGGAAACCUAGUGAAAAUUCUUCAUGGCACUAGGGGGGAGUUGCUGCUAGAUGUAGCAUGGCAUCCUGUCCGACCUAUCAUUGCUUCAAUUUCCAGUGGCGUCGUAUCCAUUUGGGCUCAAAAUCAAGUGGAAAACUGGAGUGCCUUUGCACCUGAUUUUAAAGAGCUGGAUGAAAAUGUUGAGUAUGAAGAACGGGAGUCUGAGUUUGACAUAGAGGAUGAAGAUAAGAGUGAGCCGGAGCAGACAGGUGCUGAUGCGGCAGAGGAUGAAGAGGUGGAUGUAACCAGUGUAGAUCCCAUUGCUGCUUUUUGUAGCAGCCUUCCAAGAUUUACAAAACUGAAACGAGAAAGUAUGGGUGAUGAAGAGCUAGAAGAUUCCAAAGCUUUGUUGUACUUGCCCAUUGCUCCUGAAGUGGAAGAUCCUGAAGAAAACCCAUAUGGCCCCCCACCAGAUGCAGUCCAGACUGCCUUACCUGAUGAGGGGAUUGGCUGUGACAAGAAGAGGCAGUCCUUGUCUGAUGGACCUCAGCCACCUAAGAAGAAACCCAAAACCACCAACAUAGAACUGCAGGGAGUUCCCAAUGAUGAGGUCCAUCCGCUUCUGGGUGUGAAAGGAGAUGGUAAAUCCAAGAAGAAGCAAGCAGGCAGGCCUAAAGGAUCAAAAGGUAAAGAGAAAGAUUCUCCAUUUAAACCGAAACUCUACAAAGGGGACAGAGGUUCUUUACCUCUGGAAGGAGCAGCAAAGGGUAAAGUGCAGGCGGAGCUGGGACAGCCUUUGCCAGCAGGUGGUGGGAUCUCAGAGCUGCUAUGAAGAUUCCCUGCCCCUUCUACAUUGAUCCUUAUUUCCUGCAGUGGUAUAACAAUAUUGAAUAAGGACAAAAUAUUCAGUCAGAUAAUGGACUGACUUUAACUUAAUAUGGCAAGGACAAGUGGCCUGGCUGCCUAUGUAUACAAGAAUCAGUUUUUGAAAAGAAGCAAAAUUAUGGAAGAGGAAAAUCUUUCUCCCUGAUCCUUUCUUGUGAACAUUGAAUGAACAAGUUGACUGUCAGGAAAGAGGAUCUGUAUAGAAUCUGAGAAUAGGAAACUAUUUUUCUUUAUUAGUCCAAUUAAAAUUUCCCAAAGUACAAAGUACAAGACCCCUUCCUUUGAGUUAUGACCUUUUCAUAGUUUUUGCUGCAUAUCAUUCUCAAGAAGCCGAACAUUAAAGACCUGCCGUUCUGUUGUGGAUCUCAGCACGUUACUAAUGGAUUGUUUCUAAUUGAAAAAAUUACUCGGUGCAUCAUUAUUUUCUCUGUUAUACACUUUGGCUUGCAGUGGUUUUGUAGGCCUGCUAUUAAUGCUUAGAUGUCCCUUGUAUUGCUCAUUGCUUUCCAAGGUGACCUAUUUUUGAAGGUUUGGAAUAGAUACCUGGAAUCCCAAUGAGCCCAGAAGGAUGACGGGGUUAUAGAGGUGUUACAGGAAACUGAUGCUGAUUGCAAGAACAAAGGAGAGAGUGAGAGAAGCAGCCAUUUAUUCAGACAAAAGAAACAGGAUAUAGAGCAACCCAUCUCACUCAUCAGCUCAUUAUAUUUCCUAGUAUCACCCACGACCCAGAAAUGCCUUUUCUCCUUUUCACCACUCCUGAACAUGCAGGGAGAACUAAUGUCUUCUCAGAGGUGACAAAUGCAUCUCGGACAGAACAUGGAAACAUAAUGAGGAGAGGUGUGAUUUACUUGUGCUUUUACUCUCUGUCCCAUCCAGAGAUUUGUGUUUUCUUGCUGUCCAAAUACUUGAAAAGGUUGCAUUUGCAUUUCCAGUGCAGGUGAUUGUUCAGUCUAGAAUCAUAUUAAUCAUAUUUUAAAUAAUGUUUUCUCCAGAAUAUAAAAUGAGAUUUCUACAUCUGGCUUUGUGUUCAAAAGAGUAUAUUUCAAAACAAAUAAGUAAACCUCAAAUUGCAGACUUUUGCAGACUUUUGGGGGGCGGGCUUAGCAAUUUUGCUGACAGGAAGUCUCACCCAACCUGUUGAGUUCCUCUUCUAAUGAAACUGUGAAUUGGUCCUUAUAUUCUCUAGCAUAAUUUAUGGCAUCUCUAACCAAAAAUACUUCAAUACAGUCCUUCGGUGUACAAUUCUGCCACAUAGCCUGUCAGUCCAUAGAAGACUGGGACAAACUAGUCCUACUGCGUGUGUGGUAUUAUGGAUCCCUGCUUUAUUUCUCCCAUUCACUAUUCUUAAAAUCCUUUUGAUACUCUUGAAGUUUGUACAAAACUUGACAUAAUGACUGCUUGUUGGUUUUCUGUAAAGUACUGUUGUGAUACUAGCUUAUGUGUUUGUAAAUAAAGAAGUAUGUUUAUUUCUUA